This is a messenger RNA of Diuraphis noxia (Russian wheat aphid), 2538 nucleotides long. RefSeq names its product Apoptosis inducing factor (gene AIF). Lineage: Eukaryota; Metazoa; Arthropoda; Insecta; Hemiptera; Aphididae. The record is from RefSeq and is a predicted model, not a curated record. Gene Ontology annotation, cellular component: mitochondrion; cytoplasm. Gene Ontology annotation, biological process: apoptotic process; mitochondrial respiratory chain complex assembly. Gene Ontology annotation, molecular function: FAD binding; protein dimerization activity; NAD(P)H oxidase H2O2-forming activity.
AUACCUUAAAUUAUGGUUCCAAACGAAUCCAAUGAAUGAAAAUUUGGACAGGUAUGUCGUGUAUGUGCGUAMACGUCGAAUGAGCCGCCACCGUGCGCGCCACCAUUAUCAUACUCGCGUUCACCUUAAUUUUCAACGUUCCAUGAAAAAUGCCAUUCGGAUCAGAUGUAGGUACCCAAGUUUUCUUGACGAUUGUCGAACACAUUUUAUUUCCAAAACGUUCAUUGCUGAAUAAACUCUGAAGCCGAACCGUCUUUGAACACUGAAGCCGUCAAACCGUGUUAUUAUUAUUAUUGUAUUCUUUUGAUCAUAUUAUUUCAGUUAUUUUUUAAGUGCGUUUUAAUUUUGUAGCAAUUUUGUUGUUAUUACCUAUAUAUAUAUAUAGAUUGAGUCAAAAGUCUUUAAACGUCCGGCUCGUUGAGGACGAGAAUUCUUUUCAUCAGCUCAAGUAUUUAAUAGCUAUGCUGUCCAAGCUCAGACUACUCAGACCGCCGGUUUCUCCGGGAACCAAAUUACUAAAUUCCUGGGAAAGUAAAAAUUAUAGUGAUAAAAAGAAUGGUGGUGGAAAAAACAAUAGAGGAAAGACUCCUCCAUUGAUACAGGUCAUUAAACCUGUUAAAAUMAAUUUUUCAAAAAAAAACAAAAAAAUAUAUGAACCAGUCAAUAUAACUAAAAAAGAAAUAAAAGUGUCAGAAUCUAAUGRWUAUCCUCUAAAAACUUGCCCUAUAGUGGCUAAGGAUGAAUUUUCUACCACACCAAAUCCACCAACAACAGCUCAUUCUUCAGGAUCUGAAAAAAGUUAUGGCUGGCAAAAUGAUUCUAAAAAUAAACAGUCUUUUCGUAAUUGGAGUCUUUUAGGAGGAACUAUUAUUCUAUCAGGAACAAUUUAUGGUAUCUAUCAUUUUGACAUAAUGAAACAAAAGAAAGAUGAUAACCAUACUACAAAAGAAACAACAAAUGCUAAAAAAAUCCGCAAACUGGUUCAAAUUCCUUCAUUAUCUGAAUCAAUACCUGAUAAUAUACAGUAUUUAUUAAUUGGCGGAGGUACAGCUUCCUUCUCUGCAUUCCGAGCAAUCAAGUCAGCAGAUCCCACUGCCAGGGUUUUAGUAAUAUCAGCUGAAGGUUAUCUUCCUCAUAUGCGACCGCCAUUAUCUAAAGAAUUAUGGUAUGGUGAUGAUACUGAAAUGGCUAAAUCGUUGAACUUUCAUCAAUGGAAUGGUACAUCUAGAAGUCUAUUUUAUGAACCUGAACCAUUUUAUACACCUGUUGAAGAAUUAACCACGGCCAAAAAUGGUGGUAUAUCACUUGCUCGAGGCUGGAAAGUUGAAUCUAUAGAUGUAUCAAAGAAAAAAGUGAAGCUAAAUGAUGGCAAAGAAAUUAGUUAUGAUAARUGCUUAAUAGCAACUGGUUCAGUUCCAAAAACAUUAAAAUUAUAUGAUGACGCAAGUGAAGAAAUUAAAAAUAAAUUUUCAGUAUUUCGGUCAAUUAGUGAUUUUGAAGAUUUAUGGGAACAACUGGGUCAUAUAAAAUCUAUUGCCAUUAUUGGUGGUGGAUUUUUGGGUAGUGAGCUUGCUGCUUCUUUGGCCAACAAAGGGAAAAAAAAUGGAGUUAAAAUUUAUCAAAUAUUUAAAGAAAAGGGUAAUAUGGGAAAAGUUUUACCUAAAUAUCUUAGCCAAUGGACCACUGAAAAAGUUAGAAAUGAAGGUGUUGAAGUGGUGACCGAAACAGAAGUAGAAAACUGCAGCUUACAAAAUAAUAAACAACAAGUCAACUUGAUAUUAAGUAAUGGGAAAAACAUAUCUGUUGAUCAUGUAAUAAUGGCAGUUGGCGCUAAACCUAACACUGAACUUGCUACUGAUGCUGGACUAGAAGUUGAUCCAAAACUUGAUGGUUAUUUAGUCAAUUCUGAAUUACAAGCAAGAACAGAUUUGUAUAUUGCUGGUGAUUGUGCUUGUUUUUAUGACAAACAACUUGGAAGGAGGCGUGUCGAACAUCAUGAUCAUGCUGUGAUAUCGGGCCGAUUAGCUGGUGAAAAUAUGGCUGGUGCUGCUAAACCAUAUCAACAUCAACCUAUGUUUUGGUCAGACAUUGGGCCUUCUGUUGGUUAUGAAGCAAUUGGAAUUGUUGAUUCGUCUCUAACAACAAUAGGUGUGUUUGCCAAAGGAAUCCAUAAAGAUCCAUCAAUUUUAGCUAAUGAAAUUGAUCAAAAUACCUCAACCAAUAAAAAUGAAAUAAAUGAAGAAUUAGUAUCCAAAAAUAAUGAAACUAUUUCUGAAAAUGAGUACAAAAAAGGUGUUGUUUUCUAUUUGAAAAAUGAUGUAAUUGUUGGAAUUGUGUUAUGGAAUUUGUUCAACAGAAUGUCUAUAGCACGCCAAGUGCUUAAAUCUGACAGAUGUUACAAAGAUCUCAAUGAAGUUGCUAAACUCUUUAAUAUUCAUGGCGAUUCUUCAUGAUGACCAUACUGAAUAUAAAUGUUAUUUUAACAUUGUUUUACUGUUAUACUAGUAUUUUUAAUACUAGAUAGUAUGAUAAAAUAUG